GAUUUACUUUGUAUCUUAAUCCUCACUGAUUAAACUGAUCACAUUGAAUGGAAAUUGUUUCUAUAAAAAAACCGCCAAUCAGCUGUUACUUUUUGUUCAUUUCGCUUUUGUUGUUAAAGUUGAAAAUUGAUUUUCUAUUCUGUUUUUAUUAAUUAAUUGAUUCUCCAACAAUUAAAUUUAUUUUCAAAUUGAUUUAAUUUCCAAUUGUAUUGACAUCAUAUUAAUGUGAUCCAAGCGAUUAUAAUUGUUAAUUGGAAACAUUUAUUAUUCUAAUUAUUCAACUAUGGUUAUUGGUAAUUGACCAAACAAAUCAUCAUUUUAGAUUAUCCUGAGAACUGUUUAACAAUUAACUAAUUAGUGUUCCAAUUUUCAGUUAGAUACAUCAUCAAACGUUUUGUGAUUACAAUAUGACCAAACAAUUAAAAAUUACUGCUUUUAUGAAGCCAAAACCGGAGAAGAAGAAAAUAGAAGCCGAUGAGUUUGGAGUAAUUACCAUUGAUGACGAUACAUCAUUUCGUAAAUUUGAUGAUGAUGAUUUUGUGGAAGAUUAUGGUGACAUUAAAAGGAAAAAAAAUUCUUCAAUUAAAUCAGCAAAUUCGCAGAUGAGAGACAACACCAAUCCCAAUAAUAACAAUACGAAUGACGGUCCAAGAAAAUGUCCUUUUUAUAAGAAAAUACCUGGAACUAAAUUUGCCGUUGACGCUUUUAAUUUCGGUCUAAUUCCGGGAAUCCAAUUCUAUUUUCUGUCCCACUUUCACUACGACCAUUAUAUUGGACUGAAGAAAUCGUUUAUUGGUACAAUUGUUUGCUCUCCAAUAACUGGUCGACUUGUAAUGAGCCAAAUUGGAAUCGCUGAGAACCAAUUGAUUAUGAUUGAUAUUCACCAGCCAAUUAUGAUCGAUGGAGUUCAGAUCAUCGCUAUUGACGCUUUCCACUGUCCCGGUGCUGUUUUAUUCCUAAUGAAUCUACCCAAUGGUAAACGAAUCCUUCACACCGGUGAUUUCAGAGCUUCACCAGCUAUGGAAAAAGAUAUUUACUUGACCGAAAAGCCAAUUGAUCAAAUUUAUCUCGAUACAACUUAUUGUGAUCCUAAUUACAAAUUCCCUGCUCAAGAUGAAACUUUACAAGCGAUUCUCAAUAUAACCAAGGAUCACCUUGAAAAAUACAAGCAAACCUUAAUUGUUUGUGGCACUUACAGCAUUGGAAAGGAGAAAGUGUUUAAAAUAAUUUGCUCAUCACUUUCCCUUAAUCUCUGGGUGACUACGGCAAAAUUAAAGCUCCUCAAGUGUAUCGAUGAUAAAGAAAUUAAUUCUUACCUGGUCACCGAUAAAACUAAAGCUCAAGUUCAUGUAUUACCAAUGAAAGAUAUUAAUCAACGUGCUCUCCGAGAAUAUUUAUCUGAAUUUGGUAAAAAAUACUCAUCAGUUUUAGCGUUCAAGCCAACUGGAUGGACGGAAGAUGGUAAAUCAUUGAGCUCAGUUAAACCAAUUAUCAGGGAUAAUAUUUCAAUCUAUGGUAUUCCUUAUAGUGAACAUUCAAGUUACUCCGAGUUGGAAAGAUUCAUUAAAUUUUUUAAGCCGAAAACCAUAACACCGACAGUUAAUGUUGGUAAUCAGAAAAAAAGGGAAUCAAUGUUCAAAAUUUUCGCUGAUUGGAAAACAGGGGAUAAAAAACGAUAAUCAAUUUAAUCGCAAUCAAAUCAAUUAUUUCCCGACCAUUUAAACACUCUGAGAGUGUUUAACCAAUGACAACAACAAUCGAGUGAAACAUUUUCAUUAACCAUCAACUAUUUUUCGAAAAAUUAUCUUCUAUCUAAUUAAUAUCAAUCGCAAAUACUCACAAGUUGAUUGAUUAUACUUUGUUAAUUAGUGAUCAUUUUUAAUCAACAAGAAAACAUUUAAACCACUUGA
Messenger RNA from Panonychus citri (citrus red mite), 1910 nucleotides. RefSeq names its product DNA cross-link repair 1A protein-like. The transcript is spliced from 4 exons. Lineage: Eukaryota; Metazoa; Arthropoda; Arachnida; Trombidiformes; Tetranychidae. Bases 408 to 1679 code for a protein of 423 amino acids. Gene Ontology annotation, molecular function: 5'-3' DNA exonuclease activity; damaged DNA binding. The record is from RefSeq and is a predicted model, not a curated record. Gene Ontology annotation, biological process: protection from non-homologous end joining at telomere; interstrand cross-link repair; double-strand break repair via nonhomologous end joining.